This is a messenger RNA of Funneliformis geosporum, 903 nucleotides long. The record is from the annotation of a GenBank genome assembly. NCBI's taxonomy places the organism in Eukaryota, Fungi, Glomeromycota, Glomeromycetes, Glomerales, Glomeraceae.
AUGAAAGAAAAAACUAACCAAGACCACCGAAUUAUUGCCAAGGAAUUAGAUUUAUAUAUUUUAGACGAAAAAGCCGGGCAAGAAUUUGGUUUUCAAGAGGUAAUGACCCCUAUUUUAGGGAGCGAAUAUUUAUAUCAAACCAGCGGACACUUGAACCAUUAUCAAGGCUCUAUGUUCCCGGCAGUUAGUCGGAAUAAUGAAACCCUCUAUUUACGUCCAAUGACUUGUCCGCACCACUGUUUAAUCUAUCAGCAAAAACCCCGUUCUUACCGGGAUUUACCUUUUCGUUUGUGUGAAAAUUCAAUUUUACACCGCUAUGAGGCUUCCGGAGGGCUAAAAGGUUUAGAAAGGCCCCAAUUUUCGGAAAAUCUUUUAAUUAAUUCUUUAAAUGAACUAGAACUAAAUUAUACAGUCUUGAAAGGAGAGGCGGCUUUUUAUGGUCCAAAGUUAGACCUAGAAAUAAAAGCGGCUGAUGGUAAAGAUAUUACUAUUGCCACUAUUCAGUUAGAUUUCAUUUUACCCCAAAAAUUUGGUUUAAACUAUAUUGAUAAAGAACAAAAAUUACAAACUGCAGUCAUUAUCCACCAAUCUCCUUUUGGGUCUUAUCAGCUUCCCUGUCAAUUGGCUAUUUUGCCUUUCAACGAAGAAGAAGAAAUUAAAAAUUAUUGCCAAAAAUUAGCCGGAGAAUUAGCCGAAAUUGGCGUGCGAGUAAAAAUAUUUUCCAAAAAGAAAUUGAAAGACCGUAUUCGCCAAAUGUACCGAAAAAAAAUUCCUCAUUAUCUAGUAAUUGGCAAAGAAGAAUUAAAAACUAAAAUACUGAAAUUAGUGGAUGCUUACCAAGAAGGACGAAUGGAGGAAUUGACCGAAAGAGAACUGGUUAACAAAAUCCAAAAUUAUUCUUAA